CUGUUCCACUGACAUCAUUUUAGGCCACACAGGCUUGUACUGCACUGUCUGCAUGUUGUUACUGUUGUUCAGACAGCAGGCUUUUGCAAGCACUGGACCAAACCUCUACAGGGAGACGUUAGGCAUCAGUAGAAAUGACAAGAAAUGCCACAUGCAGAUCAUAUCUGUGAAUCCACCUUUCAGCAUUUUCUUUGGAGCAGAUAAAGAAUGUGGAGGGUUUUCUCUUCGACAGCAACAAGUGGGGGGUCUCCGAGGAUUUGCUCGCAGCAGCAGCAGCAUGGUGAACAGAUAACUGCAAAGCUGUUGAACAUGGGCUCCUGCUUCUGCAAAGGUCACCAAGAGCUGCAAAGUGGCCAGCAACACCCCAUGGAAGAGCUUCACUCAUACGCUGAAGGACAGCCCAUCUUCAAGGGUAACCAUCAGCCCUACAAUGGCAGCAUGUCAGAUAAAAGGAGCAGCAGCGGGUAUGACAUCGGAGAAUUGGCUACAUCUUCCCUGCUGGGACUACUUGCCACUUUUAAAGACCACAUCACUAAGCCCACAGCGAUGGCCCAGGGCCGAGUCGCCCACCUGAUUGAGUGGAAGAGCUGGGGAGGGGAGGCGGCGUCUAGAGGGGGCUGGUGUGGAGGAUGGGGAGGUGUGGGAGCUGCAUUGCAGGAGGACGAGCAGCUCUACUCCCACCUCACUGAUGAAAUCAAAGAAGCACGCUUUGCUGCGGGUGUGGCGGAGCAGUUUGCUCUGGCUGAGGCAGCGAUGAAUGCCUGGUCCACACAGGACAUUGAAAAUCAAACCACAGCCAGCACAAUCCCAUUACAAGACCCCGAGGGCCUCUAUCUCUCUCAGUUCCUGUUGGAUGGAGGGAGUCUGGGUGUUCCUCAGCACCUGUACAGAAUGCACAUGGAAGUUGAUGACACCAGUUCCCUGGCACCUUCUCAUCCUCCUCAGUCUCAUUCCCCCAGUCAUUCUCAUUCUCCGCUGGACACUCAGCAUCCUCCUCAGGAGCAGAAGAUCUCGCCAUCGGAAGGGCCCGUGCGACACGCAGACAGCAUCUCCCUCUCGGAGGAUGAGGUUUUUUAUAACUGAAAUUUUGAUGACACAUCAGAACAAAAAGAGAAAAGGUUUUUCGUCUAUUCAUUGUGUUCGUUGAUGAGGAGAGACGCAUAUGAGGUUCCGUCUGGGCUUAUCGCUUUACCGUUAAAGUAUACAAUAGCUACAGCUGAGCCUCUUCGACAAGCAAAGAACGCAGGGAUCGUUGUACAUGUGGACAUGGCAAUUCAUUCACAUAUCACAUUGCAUUUUGCAAAUGAAAGCCUGCGUUUGCGGUAAUGAUGUUGGAGAUCGGAUUGUAAGUUAAAGGGGUCACACUAAUUAUGUCUACAGGAAGGUAAAAGGAUCUGACACAUAAAUGCAUCUAAAAGUAUACAUUGAGUGUUUGUGGAUAUUUGCUGCAGCCUCUCAGCAUAAACAAGAAGUGGAGGCCUUUUAGUCCUAUAGACUGAAGAAGCAAGAAACAAAAUAAAACACGUUUUCAUCUCCACCAGACAUUUUUUUCUGGUGCAUUUCCCCUAAGAACGGCUCAAUUGGGCUUCAGGGUUAAUAGGAUCCUUUUGUGAGGACUCUGGAGGGUGAAAGUGACUUAUUGAGCUUUGAGCAAAGCCGCAAUCAUUACUUGGGACCAUGAAGUGGAGAUUUGAAAGAUUUUUCAUAAUGCUAAAUGUUUAUAUGGGGAUUUUGAGUAUAAAAUGUCUAACGCACCAAAUGACUGUAUACUUAAAGCUGAAGUGUGUAAUUUUGCUAUCCUCAUCAAAUAAAAAUUCCAAAAUAUUGACUAUUUUCAAGUACAUGUACGGACACUCCCACCAUCUGCUAUUGGAUGGAGAAAAAGAUAGCUCCGCCCCAAACUCAUGCCAUUGGUUGAGCCAGUGUUAAAAGGUUAAUUAUGAUUAGGUUAAUUGUGUAAUAUAAUUAAUAAUAACUAAUAUUAUUUGUAUUAAAUAAUAUGAAUUAUACUCAUAUAAAGAUGGAAAAUUAGAUUAAAUUAAUCUACAAAUUAAUAACAUGGAAUAUGAGACAUGAGGUAUAAAUUAUUUACUUGUAGCAAUUAUGUGGUUUGUUAAUGUGGGAAUGCUUUAGAGUCCUAUUCUCUCUAUUAACUAUUUGCUAAUUAGCAUAAAGUGUGACCAUUAAUUUUAGUGUAAUAUUAAAUUGACUUAUAGGAAAAUGGUUAAUUAUUAUUAAAAUUAUAUGGUAAUAUAAUAAUAUUAAGAUGUCAGAUGGAAUCAAAUUACAAAUUGCUUACUUGUAGCAAGUAUUUGUUCAUUAAUAUUAAUGUUUGACAUUAAUAUUAGAAAUAUUAAGCUAGAGAAGAAAGUAUUGUAACAAAAAAUUACACACUUCAACUUUUUUUUUUUUUUUUUUUUUUUUUUUAAAGUGGGUACGGUAACAAUGGCCACAGAUUUAUAAAUCACAUGAAGAAGUGAAGUGGAAAAAAGUGUUACCUCAGCUGCCUUUGAAUAACUUGCCUCCAUAUUGUGUUAAUAGUUGUCAGCUUGUUCUGUUUUGUGCAGUUCUUUGUACGUGUAAAUUAUGAUUGAAUCUUUAAAGACUAAUCUACAUUGCUGCUCUUGCUUUCAAGAAAAUUCUUGUGUUCUUGCGAGUGUUGGAGUGAAAACCGGAAUAACAAUUGUCUUGCCUUUUCUCUUUAAUUAGCCCUAUUCACACUCCACUAACAAAGAAAGGUGAUUGAAAGAGAGAUAGAGGGAGAGAGUGCGGGAUGAGGUAGAGGAGGGGAAUCAGUGAUGGAGGGGAUUAUUGUAAAUGCAGUGGCAGGAGAGGGCGAGACAGGAGGGUGUUGGGAGGUGGAAUGGUCAAGUGUUUUCAUGCUCCAGGGUCUUUUAAUAGAAGUUUACACCGUGUGAUCCUCAUGUGCGCUGUCAGAUAAUGUGUGUGACAGCUUUGUGCUCCACAAGUAGGGUUUAAUUGUGUAUAGAGGCUCUGUGGUGGUGAGCGGAAUUGGAAUUGUAUUUGUAUUUCAGCACAGUAUAUUAAGGAACAACACACUGGGAAUAUAAAUUAAUUCUUAUAAAACCUUUUCUUUGCAAAGCACAGGGAA
Molecule: messenger RNA, 3112 nt
Organism: Pimephales promelas (fathead minnow)
Lineage: Eukaryota; Metazoa; Chordata; Actinopteri; Cypriniformes; Leuciscidae
Source: RefSeq, a predicted model, not a curated record